Messenger RNA from Gongylonema pulchrum, 243 nucleotides. Lineage: Eukaryota; Metazoa; Nematoda; Chromadorea; Rhabditida; Gongylonematidae. The record is from the annotation of a GenBank genome assembly.
AUGUCCGUUUUUCCAGCUCGUUGGAAUGGUUGGAGAGUGGAUACAGUGAUAAGCGAAUGUAUGGAUGAGCGGCUGGUAAGAUCCGCUGAAGCAGUAUCCAGUUCAAGUUUAUUCAUUGUUAUCCUUACAGUGCUACUCUACCUCACUGGACUACUCGUGCUUCUGCUGAUCCUGUUCACUCGUUUACGUGUACUGCGUCAACUCGCAACAUCACCAACUGUUCAGUACGAACAGCUCCUCUAA